This is a messenger RNA of Cercopithifilaria johnstoni, 282 nucleotides long. Lineage: Eukaryota; Metazoa; Nematoda; Chromadorea; Rhabditida; Onchocercidae. The record is from the annotation of a GenBank genome assembly.
AUGCGCAAAUCGAUUUCUUCUAAAUUGUAUGAUCAAGCAGUGAAAUUAGGAAAGGAUUUCUUUGAACUGUGUAUAAUUUCGCUGUCAAUUAACGUUUUGCAAAUCAAGUUGCGUGCAACAGGUGGAACAAAGCAAAGACUCCAGGACCGGGAGCGCAGUCAUGCAUUAGUGUCAUGCAUCCUUCGUGCAUUAGCUCGUUCUGGUAUUGAAAUUGGUCGGAUUGAAGAUGUAACACCUCAGCAACCAUUGUUGCUGCCUUCAUCAAAAUAUUCAACAAGAUAG